UUUAGUACCGAGCUAACGCAGCUGCUACAACAAGCUAAGAAAACGCCUCUGAAACUUGAUUACCAGUGCAUCACAGUAGUCUUCAGUUCAGUUUUCAUUCCUUCAUUAGAAUAAUACAUUAGAACCAGCCACUGAUUUUAGGGGCACCAUGGCUAUGUGGAUCCAAGCCCAGCAACUACAAGGUGACGCUUUGCACCAGAUGCAAGCUUUGUAUGGACAGCACUUUCCCAUUGAAGUGCGACACUACCUGGCUCAGUGGAUUGAAAACCAGCUAUGGGAUUCGGUAGAGCUGGAAAACCCCGGAGAGGAGGUCAAAGCCAAGCGAUUGCUGGACAGCCUUGUGGCAGAGCUCCAGAAAAAGGCUCAGCUUCAGGGAGGAGAGGAUGGUUUCCUCCUUAAGAUUAAACUCGGUCACUAUGCCAACCAGUUAAAGAGCACAUAUGACCGUAGUCCAUUGGAGCUUGUACGCUGUAUUCGACACAUCCUGCAGUCGGAGAAGAGGCUAGUUCAAAAUGCUACAAAUGCGAGUUGUGGUACAGAGGGUCAGUCCAUGGAUAGUCUGUCCCAGCGCCAUCAGCAGAUCAACCAGGCGUUUGAGGAGUUGCGGCUGGCCACUCAGGAGACUGAAAAUGAGCUCAGGAAGCUUCAGCACAGCCAGGAGUACUUUAUCAUUCAAUAUCAAGAGAACCUUCGCAUCCAAGCUCAGAUAAGUAGCCUUGCCUCCCUGCCAGCCGCUGAGCGCACUCAGAGAGAGCCAGCCCUCCAAAGUAAGAGGGCCACAGUGGAGUCAUGGCUCACCAGAGAGGCCAGUACGCUCCAGAAGUACAGACUUGAUUUGUCUGAACAACACCAGAAGACCUUAGCUCUCUUGAGGAAACAGCAGACGCUAAUUUUGGAUGAGGAGCUCAUCCAGUGGAAACGGAGACAGCAGCUGGCUGGCAAUGGAGGUCCACACGAAGGGAGCCUGGACGUGCUUCAGUCCUGGUGUGAGAAACUGGCUGACCUAAUUUGGCAGAACAGGCAACAGAUCCGUCGCUGUGAACACCUGACACAGCAGCUGCCUCUGCCUGGCCCCAUGGAAGAGCUACUGACCAAACUCAACGCUGAUAUCACAGACAUCAUUUCGGCCCUUGUCACAAGCACCUUCAUCAUUGAAAAGCAGCCACCUCAGGUGUUAAAGACUCAGACCAAGUUUGCAGCCACUGUGCGCCUCCUAGUGGGUGGAAAAUUAAAUGUCCACAUGAACCCACCUCAGGUCAAAGCUGUAAUUGUGAGUGAGCAGCAGGCCAAAGCACUGUUAAAGAAUGAAAGCACACACAGUGAAAGCAGUGGAGAAAUCCUGAACAACAAUUGUGUGAUGGAGUAUCACCAGGCCACAGGGACCCUCAGCGCUCACUUCAGAAACAUGUCCCUAAAGCGGAUCAAACGCUCGGAUCGACGUGGCGCCGAGUCAGUUACAGAGGAGAAGUUCACUGUCCUGUUUGAAUCACAGUUUAGUGUUGGGGGCAAUGAGCUUGUCUUCCAUGUCAAGACUUUGUCUUUACCAGUGGUGGUAAUCGUUCAUGGUAGCCAAGACAACAACGCCACAGCUACAGUACUGUGGGACAAUGCCUUUGCUGAGCCAGGUCGGGUGCCCUUCAUUGUCCCAGACAAAGUGCUGUGGUCGCAGCUGUGUGAGACUUUGGACAUGAAGUACAAGGCGGAGAUGCACAGCACACGAGGCCUGUCUGAGGAUAACUUGGUGUUUUUGGCACAAAAAGCAUUCAGCAGCACCAGUAACAACCCUGAAGACUUCCGCAACAUGACCAUUUCCUGGGCCCAGUUCAACAGGGAGAGCCUGCCUGGACGCAACUUUACCUUUUGGCAAUGGUUUGAUGGAGUUGUUGAGCUCAUGAAAAAACACCUAAAGCCGCAUUGGAAUGAUGGGGCUAUAUUGGGCUUUGUCAACAAGCAGCAGGCCCAAGACAUGCUCCUGUCCAAACCAAAUGGGACUUUUCUGCUUCGCUUCAGUGAUUCAGAGAUUGGAGGCAUCACCAUUGCCUGGGUAGCUGAGAACCCCAACAAAUCAGGUGAGAGGCUUGUCUGGAAUCUGCUGCCUUACACCACCAAGGACUUCUCCAUUCGUUCACUCGCUGACCGCAUCAGUGACCUCAAUCACCUGCUGUUUCUGUAUCCGGAUAAACCUAAAAACGAAGUAUUUGCCAAGUACUACACACCCCCACUCUCCAAAGCACCAGUUGAUGGAUAUGUCAAACCACAGAUCAAACAGGUUGUUCCAGAAUUUACCAGCCCCAAUCCUGAACCUCCCGCCUUCAUGGACCAGACUACAUCCCCUUCUGUGAGCCAUCCAAGCAGCUUCACCGUUUACCCUCCCAUGAGUGACGCCAUGCUGGAUGCUGAUGGAGACUUUGACUUGGAGGACACGAUGGAUGUGGCUCGUCAUGUGGAGGAGCUGCUUCGCCGACCCAUGGCAAACCAAUGGGGAAACCAGCAGACCUGAGGACCCCCCACGUACCCAGUCCCCAACUUUGUGUAAGGGGCUAGUGAGCCCUUUUUAAAAACACAUUUGUUUGUAAUAAUAUGCCUGGUUUGACCCAGUCCUGUUAUCCUCUCUCAGGGCUUUGUCAUUAAUUUGUUCAAAGGUUUUGGUCAUUGCUGCAUUUUGUGUGUGUGUGUGUGUGUGUGUGUGAGAUAUUUUAAUUAUGCUUUACACUUGUGAGUUGGGAACAAUCUACAUUUAUAAGAUUACUAUUUUUCCAUAUAACAACUUAUAUAUUAAUAUAUACUAAAUGUUGAUGCAUAGUGGGGCUAGCUUGUGCUAAGUAUUACUGUUUGUUCCCAUGUAUGACCAUGUAAUUCUAUCUGUCAUGUCAGAAAUAUCUAAAAUAGCACUUCGUCAGACAGUAGUAUGGUAGUAGUACUUUUCUGAGAAACAAGCGGAAGAAUGGCAAAUCCCAAAAGACCAGUUAUUCAUCAAGUUAUAAGUUAGAUUUAAGAAAAUAUAUACAUGUUGCAAUUGGCAUUUAUUUCUAUCCACUACACUUGCCUUGCACAAUUUUACAUGGCUUGAAUUAUAAAUACAUUCAAAUAUGGAUCGCAAGAAAUUUGUGACAAUUUUUUGCCGUCUGCCUGGUUCGAUGUAAAUGUAUAAAUGCCUUUUUGCCCUGCAAAUAUUUUUAUGCUUCAGAAUGCCUUUUUAAAACCCAAUGUUUGUGCCUGAACUAUUGAUAAUUGAGUUAGUAUUAUCAGGUUUUAGAACAGGUAAUUUGUUCUAUUAAAAUAUUGAAAGUAAUGCCAGAAUAUUACAGCAACCUGUGCCAAUUAUUUGCAUAUUAUGUAUAAAAAAGCUUAUUGUAUGAAAAGCAUAAUCAUUUAUUACUGGACUAAUUUGCCUUUGUCAGAACAAAAAAGUAUGCCAAAAUCAGGCAGAUUUUUUGACAUACACAGACCAGGAGUGCAGUCAUUGUAAAAUGUUUGCACUAUUGAUAUUGUAGGGCCAUUGAGACUUAAGUCUGCCCAAUGAAAUCUCUGAUCAUCAAAAAAAAUCUGUUGAAUCAAUUGCUUGUGUGCACUUGAAAUUGCUUAUGCUUGUAUGGGUAUAGAUAUGCUUGUGCCUUGAUUGUUACUAAUGGAAACUAAUGGGCAGAAACUCUGGGAUAAUUUCUACAGCUCCACUUUCUGUCAAAGUCUAUGUAAGACUUGCACAUACAAAGUAACAGUGAAUGCGGUUAACCUCAGGAAAUCACACUAUGGCAGCCUAUAGAUAUCUCUGUAAUCAGGUCCAUUCUAAUUAAGCCAAAACUUGUAUUGUUGCUUAUUUCAGCGCUUUUGCCUUAUGCUUUAGUGUAAACCUAUACUGUUUACUUCUAACUUAAAGUUGAUCUCACCAGCAGAUCUCUGUAGUCCAGUUUGUGUGGUGUACAGCUAUGUGGAACUGUUUUAUUUUGAUAAAUAAACACUUUUAUAUGAAA
This is a messenger RNA of Boleophthalmus pectinirostris (great blue-spotted mudskipper), 3971 nucleotides long. Its product is annotated as signal transducer and activator of transcription 5B-like. Lineage: Eukaryota; Metazoa; Chordata; Actinopteri; Gobiiformes; Gobiidae. The record is from RefSeq and is a predicted model, not a curated record. Gene Ontology annotation, biological process: growth hormone receptor signaling pathway via JAK-STAT; cell surface receptor signaling pathway via JAK-STAT; regulation of cell population proliferation. The transcript is spliced from 19 exons. Bases 149 to 2500 code for a protein of 783 amino acids. Gene Ontology annotation, molecular function: RNA polymerase II cis-regulatory region sequence-specific DNA binding; DNA-binding transcription factor activity, RNA polymerase II-specific.